Molecule: messenger RNA, 1090 nt
Organism: Cutaneotrichosporon oleaginosum
Lineage: Eukaryota; Fungi; Basidiomycota; Tremellomycetes; Trichosporonales; Trichosporonaceae
Molecular function (GO): methyltransferase activity
Source: RefSeq, a predicted model, not a curated record
GUCGGAUCCGUUCCGGAGCGGAGCCGACGGUGGACUCGAUGUGAGCCAGGCACCAGGCGAGUCGGGUACCGCAUGUGGAACCAAACAGCGUAUGCUCUCUUCUCCUCGUCACUUUCUCCUCACUCCAUUACACGUGCCAUGGACGAACAUCACGCCAAGACUAACCAAGCAAACUGGGACAACCGCGCGGUGCUGCACGCCCGCCCCGACACAGGCUACUGCACCCGUCAAUACGUGGACGACAAGACCGGCCUUUCCAACGUGGUCUCGUUCGACCGCCUGCGCCUGGGCGACAUCCGCGGCCUGCGCGCCGUCCACCUCCAAUGCCACAUCGGGACGGACACGCUCUCGCUCGCGCGCCUCGGCGCGGCCGUCACCGGUCUGGAUUUCAGCGCGGCCUCGAUCGCUGCCGCGCGCGCUCUCGUCUCCGAGACAGGCGACGCCGUCUCCUUCGUCGUCUCCGACGUCUACGCGGCCCGCGCGUCUCUCCCCGGCCUCUUCGACCUCGUGUACACCGGCAUCGGCGCGCUCUGCUGGCUCCCCGACAUUGCGGGGUGGGCGGGCGUCGUCGCCUCGCUCCUCGCGCCCGGCGGGCGGCUGUUCUUGCGCGAAGGCCACCCGAUCCUCUCCGCUGUAGACGAGCGGAUUGCGGGCGGGCCCACCUUGCGGUUCCCGUACUUCAACGCCGCGCCGAUGGAGUGGGACGAAGAGAACACGUAUGUCGACGCUCCCCAGAAGUUGGACGCGACGAGGAGCUUCCAGUGGAACCAUGGGGUCGGAGAGGUUGUUACCGCCCUCAUAGGAGCCGGGCUGCGCAUCGAGGUGCUCGAGGAACACGAUAGCGUGCCGUGGGAGGCGAUGCCGGGGGCCAUGGAGAGGCGGGGGCUCGACGAGUGGGCGUUGAAGGAGUAUAGUGGGUGCAUGCCUCUGUCGUAUACCCUAGUGGCGCGGAAGCCGGAGUAGAGUUGGCUAGCAAAUGGAGACGACUGCGGGACGCGAGACUGGUCGCGGCGUACGUUUCAGUGCCUUCGUUGUACUCGAGGAAGUGGCAUCUCCCGGUAGAGAUUAGCGAUGCUUGCAAAAUGCGGCC